UGCCCGGUCUGGUCGCCGGGGCCAGGGCUGGGUUCCCUCAUGUAUGGCAAGAGCCCUUCGUGUGCUGGGCUGCUUCUCCUUGGCAUACAGCUCACAGCCCUUGCGCGGAUAGCUGCAGUGGAAAUUUACACCUCCCAAGCACUAGAGGCUGUCAACGGGACAGAUGUUCGGCUAAAAUGCACUUUCUCCAGCUUUGCCCCUGUGGGUGAUGCUCUGACAGUGACCUGGAACUUCCGGCCUCGAGAUGGGGGGCCUGAGCAGUUUGUAUUCUACUACCAUGUGGAUCCCUUCAAACCCAUGAGUGGGCGUUUCAAGGAUCGGGUGGUCUGGGAUGGGAACCCUGAGCGGUACGAUGUCUCCAUCAUCCUGUGGAAGCUGCAGUUUAAUGACAAUGGGACAUACACCUGCCAGGUGAAGAACCCACCUGACGUUGAUGGGCUGAUAGGGGAGAUUCGGCUCAGCGUCGUGCACACUGUCCGCUUCUCUGAGAUCUACUUCCUGGCCCUGGCCAUUGGCUCUGCUUGUGCACUGAUGGUCAUCAUAGUAAUCGUGGUGGUCCUCGUCCAGCAUUUCCGGAAGAAGCGCUGGGCUGAGAGAGCUCAUAGAGUGGUGGAGAUAAAACCAAAAGAAGAGGAAAGGCUCAACCAAGAAAAAAAGGUCUCCAUUUAUUUAGAAGACACAGACUAACAUUCUUAGAUGGAAGCUGAAGAUUCCCAAGAACAAGAACUUUAGGAUAAGCUGAAGUUGAUGGAAGCUUUUCUUUGGCUUUUUCAGUUGUGACCUGUCUUCCAAGCAGCUCUGCAGUACAUAACCAUCUAGAUGAGCAACAUCUCUCUGAAGCUGGCAAAGGCCCUCUUGAGCAGAUACCAACAAACUCACACACAGUCUAUUACUAAGGUUUUAUUUAAUUUCAAAGUGCAAAUAUUUUUCAAAUGCCCAUUAUUAGCCUUUUAUACUAAGAAGCUACAUUUUUGCCCUUAAACACUCCUUGUGGAUUAUUAAUUGUACACACAUACAUUGGUAUCAAAUGAGAUGAAAGCCAACUUGUCUGUCAUGUUUCCUUUAACAUAC
Odobenus rosmarus divergens (Pacific walrus) is the source of this 1071-nucleotide messenger RNA. It is a transcript of the gene MPZL2, whose product is annotated as myelin protein zero-like 2. The transcript has 6 exons. Gene Ontology annotation, cellular component: membrane. NCBI's taxonomy places the organism in Eukaryota, Metazoa, Chordata, Mammalia, Carnivora, Odobenidae. Gene Ontology annotation, biological process: cell-cell adhesion. The coding region runs from base 40 to 687 and encodes 215 amino acids. The record is from RefSeq and is a predicted model, not a curated record.